AUGUCUCGCCGCCAGCAGUGCUCGUAUCAGCAAAUCAAUGCCCGGGUAUCGCCUACACGCACGACAGACGGGACCAGGCCGACCGGGAUAACUUGGCUCCUGGAUUUCACUGAUCCAUCUGCCUUUGGAACCUCUGAAUCACUUGCAAGAGAGGUCUUUGUUGACAGUGAACUUUGCGACAUGCUAUGCCUCUCGAUGUUAGGCUGGCCGGAGCCGACAUUAGAGAACGAAGCCUCAUGUGUAGCUUCGCUACCAGAGCUUUUCCCCGGCACCACUAUGGAACUUUCAGAGGACUAUCCAUUGAAAACCAUAAGCUCACCAUUGCUCAGUAAGCAGGUCGAGGAGUUGGUUGUUCAACUAUCGAAGACGCAUCAAGUCAUGGUAUUACGUAACGCUACAAAUGUGCCGGACUUUGAUAUCUCUCUAGCAAAGUCCGUCUUUACCGUUCCUAAUCUCGAGUACUUUCUUGGCGUCUAUGCCUAUUCAAUCAGGUCAUAUCAUCCUAUUCUUCAUGUCCCGACCUUUCGCUAUGAGCAAGUUUCGCUCCCUCUUUUACUGGCUAUAUUCCUCUUAGGGGCCCUUUUUUCUGCACCUAUGGACCAUGCCGUCUCAGCCCGCCAUUUCUUCCACAUUUCGGAGGAGUUUAUCUUUGAUCACCCAAAUUUCAGACAGCUGCUCCUCGGAAGAAAUACUCCUAAAGACCCGACAAUCGAGUCUGUAGAGAUUCUGCAGGCUGCCUUGACUAUUCUCAUCAUCCAGAGUGGCAUAAACGAUCAGUUAACUCGUCGUCGAAUUCGAGUGGAGAAGAAUCCCCUUUUAAGUGCUGCGGUCCGAUUGUCUGGCGUUCUCCGGAUCAAGCAUCGAAUCUCCAUAACUGAUUACACUGCCAAGGAUUGGACCCUAUUUAUUCAAUACGAAACCUGCAUCCGGUAA
This is a messenger RNA of Penicillium hordei, 933 nucleotides long. RefSeq names its product Transcription factor. Gene Ontology annotation, biological process: DNA-templated transcription; regulation of transcription by RNA polymerase II. Gene Ontology annotation, molecular function: RNA polymerase II cis-regulatory region sequence-specific DNA binding; zinc ion binding; DNA-binding transcription factor activity, RNA polymerase II-specific. The record is from RefSeq and is a predicted model, not a curated record. Gene Ontology annotation, cellular component: chromatin. The coding region runs from base 1 to 933 and encodes 310 amino acids. NCBI's taxonomy places the organism in Eukaryota, Fungi, Ascomycota, Eurotiomycetes, Eurotiales, Aspergillaceae. The transcript has a single exon.